Neltuma alba is the source of this 414-nucleotide messenger RNA. RefSeq lists its product as uncharacterized. The record is from RefSeq and is a predicted model, not a curated record. NCBI's taxonomy places the organism in Eukaryota, Viridiplantae, Streptophyta, Magnoliopsida, Fabales, Fabaceae. The transcript has a single exon. The coding region runs from base 1 to 414 and encodes 137 amino acids.
AUGGAUGUGUCUCACAUUCUUUUAGAACGCCUGUGGCUCUAUGACUAUGAUGUCACUAUCCAAGGCCAAGCAAACAACCACAUCUUCAAGCAUGAGGGCAAGACCAUCUUACUCCAUCCUGCGAAGCCUGAGUACAAAGCAAAAAGUCCUACCCUCAUGAAAGGAUCCACCUCUAAGCCCAUUAACCUUCACCCCCUAACAGAGAAGCAGUUCAUCGAAGAAAGUAGGGAGGUUGAUGUCAUCCUUGCCAUCAUUUCCAAGGUCGUUUCUCCUUUUGCACCAACACCUGACAAUUUUCCAAAAGAGGUGACCCAACUCUUGGAUGAGUUUAAGGAUGUUGCACCUAAGGAGUUACCUCCUGACUUGCCACCUAUGAGGAACAUCAAGCAUGCAAUCGAUUUGGUUCUAGGAUAA